Messenger RNA from Rhineura floridana, 651 nucleotides. RefSeq names its product IZUMO family member 3 (gene IZUMO3). The transcript is spliced from 6 exons. Bases 1 to 651 code for a protein of 216 amino acids. NCBI's taxonomy places the organism in Eukaryota, Metazoa, Chordata, Lepidosauria, Squamata, Rhineuridae. The record is from RefSeq and is a predicted model, not a curated record.
AUGGCAAUGGUGCCCCAGUUCCUGCUGGUGUUCCCCUUAUGGCUCUUCUCCCUCCAAACAGUGGCUGGUUGCCUUCAAUGUGACCGACGCUUCUUGGACUCUGUGGCAACCCUGCUGACGGAGACGUUGCCAGCAGACCUGCCUGACCGUGACACCCUAAUAGAACGGCACAUCCAGGCCUUGGCUGAUCUGCACGGCACCUUCCUUCAAAAGACAUAUGAGCGAGUGUUGGAUGUCCGAGGGGUGAUGUCUAUCAAGUCCCACGUUAUUAGUCAGUUACGUGGUAUCAAGAGUAACAACACAUGGAAAGGGGUCUUCAUGUGGCAACUCUCCAUGUAUCAGCUCAGGGUGUCCCUGCGAAGCCACAUGCAACAGACACUGGAGAAAUUCGCCGACCUCGGUACCAAUCCUGAAGGGAAAGCGGUGAUUGAGGGCCCUGUCCUGGACUGCUGGACCUGCCUACGUAUCGUCACCCAAUGCUUCGAUGGAGAGGUCUGCGGAGUGGAAGAUAGACGAUUUGCAGAAUACAAUGAAGUUGUUCUUUAUAUCUUCUUUGUUUGCGAGUCAGUAUUGAUGACCUCAGCUGCUCUUGUGUACUGGGUGUUCUUCAAGCACAAGAAAGAAAUGUUGCAAAAAGCGCUGGCCCGUUAG